UUUUUUUUUCAGCAAUUGAACGGAAGUUGACAAUGGUCGGUUCUGUCUUUGACCGGAAGUCCCCCACGGUAUAACUCCUACUGCCAAUCAACAAAGCCAACGUAAGUUCCUACACCAAGGGAGUGACGUGAAAUUAAAAAUGAUUGUUGUUGUAAGGGGAUUGAAUGCAGAAAACGGAAGGAAAUUUAUAGUGUAAUUAAGCAAUUGUUACCGGACUAGAUCAAUGGGUCAGGUCGGAUUUAGUUUGAAGGAGAGAUUAUAUACAGUGUCUUUUGGUAUGAGCUUUUCGAAGUACUUAAGUCGGUGAUACGCCAUUUUACAAUUUUUUAUAUCCAUAUUUUAUCAAUUGAACUACAAUGUCUAUUUUCCAUCUUUCGUCGUUUCCUCCAGCCAGAAGAACAAAAGUGACCCGAGCUUGUGACCCGUGUAGGAAAAGAAAGGUCAGGUGUACUGGAAGAGCAGUUUGUCCCCGAUGUAUGGAAAGAAAUCUUAAUUGUACCUUUACAAUUGGUGAUUUAAGGAGUUCCAGAGGCGCUAAAUCUAAAAGACUAAAUCCGGGGGCUGAUGGUAAAAAAAUUGAAUGUAUUGAGGUAUCUCGAGCAAUUUCUGAUUCAGGUGGUAAUGUUACUGUUUUACCAUCAAUUGAGGAUAUCUUUAAACAAUUGAAUAUUGAGUUGGUAUCAUUUAUGAAGAAUUCCGGUGAAAAUGGUCUACCGAACAUGAAUGAUAUAAUGAAUGCUCUUCUGAGAGCUCAUUCAAAGACUGAUUUGGAAGCCAUUGAUAAAUCUCCCCUUAGUGAUCUUUUAAUCACACCCCCUUGUUCUGGAGGAUCAUACCGUGGGUCAAACGAAUGUUUCUUCUCAAUUGACAAUAAUAAACUCAUGUAUCUGGGAUUUGCAAAUUGUGAAUCAGUGGUACAAGAAACCAAAUUUAUCUUUAGAAAUAUCAUCGGAAUAACUAAAUUUGACUCGGUAGAGUUUGAUCCUAUUAACGAUAUCGUUAUUGAACCAACCAUUGAGUUUCUAGAAACAAUUCCGGAGAAACACAUUUGCAUUCAAGCCUUUAACACAUUUGUCAUUUAUGUUCAUUGGCAAGCGUAUCUUUUCGAUGAAGAGGAUUUCCGUCGAGAAAUUGAUGAAUUAUUUCAGAACUCAAAUCAAAUUAAAACAAGAGUCCUUCUUUACUUUAUUUUGGCCAUCUCAACCCUUGUUCAUAGCCACGAUGCCGGCAAUUUCAUCUGUGAUCAAGCAGUAAACUAUUUCAAAAGUGCUGUGAAGCUUAAUACAACAAUAAAAGAUCAGGAUGAUUAUUGGCUAAUUUAUUUCAAUUUCUUCCAAGCUUUGUUUUAUAUCUAUACAAACAAGUUUAAAACAGCUUGGCUUUUCGUGGAGAAUGCAAUCAAGAGUGGUGAGAAAUUGAAUAUUCAUAAACUUUCAAUUGAUCAUCCAAACUAUGAUCAUCUUGUGAAUUUAUUCAGAACAUUGUAUUAUUAUAAUAAACUGACUGCUAUAACUGCUGGUAAACCAGCAUUGUUUUUGAAUGAAGAUUGUCAUGAAUUUACCCCUACAAAUCAACAAUAUGAAAUUUCAAGGUUUGCUAAAACUAUUAAAUUUGAUAGCACUGAAAGAAUUAAUUACAUCACAAACCCCGAUAAUGAUCAGCUUUUCAGAUCAAAAGUUUAUUUUUAUCGAACUCAAUUAUUAAGAAUUGCAACUAAAAUAGACAAUUCAGUGUACAACAAUUCGGAAAUUAAAGUAUCAAAAUUUAAAACCCUUGCCGUAGAAUUAAAAGAAUGGUAUGCAAAUCUUCCUCCAGAUUUAAAAGUUGAAAAUUCAUCUUCUGGGAAUUCAGAAGAUGAAAUUAAACAUCGUUAUGCAUGUCUUCAUUUAAAUUCGGUUCACUUAUAUGCUAUUUUCUUAUUAAGUCGACCUUUAUUGAUGUAUGAAAGAACUUGCCAAUUUACCCCAGAAAUAAGAAAUAGUAUACCUUGUGAAUUUGUUGGUGAAUUUAAAAACGCUGCAUAUUGGGAAUUUGUUUAA
Hyphopichia burtonii NRRL Y-1933 is the source of this 2039-nucleotide messenger RNA. RefSeq lists its product as uncharacterized. The record is from RefSeq and is a predicted model, not a curated record. Lineage: Eukaryota; Fungi; Ascomycota; Pichiomycetes; Serinales; Debaryomycetaceae. Gene Ontology annotation, biological process: regulation of DNA-templated transcription. Bases 357 to 2039 code for a protein of 560 amino acids. The transcript is spliced from 3 exons. Gene Ontology annotation, molecular function: zinc ion binding; DNA-binding transcription factor activity, RNA polymerase II-specific.